CCCAUAGCCGAUUUCUCCACCAGUGCGUUACUAUUACCAAUGAUAGUGCACUUCUUUAACUCCCUUGGUCCAUAGUCUGCACGUGUCUGUCACCCGAAGUGGAUAUGGCUGCGAACCGGGUCGGGAGGAGAUGUAACAACAAAGUCCAUUCCCCGAGUAGGGGUCCAGGUAGGGACCCGGGGCUUAGCUUGCAGAAGAGGCAAGCACGGGUCACAGUAAAGUACAACAGAAAGGAGCUCCAAAGACGCUUGGAUGUGGAGAAGUGGAUUGACUGUAGUCUGGACGAGCUCUAUGUGGGCAGGGAGGAGGAGAUGCCAGAGGAGGUGAACAUUGACGAGCUGUUAGACCUGAAGAGUGACGAGGAGAGAACGCACAGGCUCCAGGAAAUGUUUCACACCUGCAAUAACACAGAGGUUUUCAUCAAGGAGCUGGUGUUGAAACUCCACGGGCUGCAGAAACAGGAGGACCUCCACAACGAUGGCAUCGAACAACCCCAGCUACACAUCUUCCCCAACCGGCAAGACUCUGCAGACCGAGAGGUGAUCUGAAGGCCCUGUUAUGUUACCCUUCAAACCCAGCACCCCAUUCCCCAGCCCGAUGUCAUGGACCUUUUCUGAAAAACAUGCAUAACAUUGAGUCUUGCGGGUCUAUACACUUUGCGCUACACACUGUCAAAUACACAUUAAACAGCUAGCCAGAUCUGACCACUUAUCAGAAACAUUGCAGACACCUUAUCUGUCCACACACACACCACAAUGCACAGGCAGUCCACGCAACAUUUGGACCUGUACAAUGUCAUAUGAAUUAUGUUUUAUUUUUGUUAACUUAUAAAGUGUCCGAAUUGUGUGAAACAGGCUGCUUCUCUGUUGGGUCGCUACUGCUACUUGUGUUCUGUGUUUCCUCAAAUUGUUCUGCUGUUCUCUCUUUUUGUCCCGUACAUUGUAUAAUGCUUUUAUUGGAAAACCCAUGAAGGUAUCAA
Molecule: messenger RNA, 979 nt
Organism: Salvelinus fontinalis (brook trout)
Lineage: Eukaryota; Metazoa; Chordata; Actinopteri; Salmoniformes; Salmonidae
Product: protein phosphatase 1 regulatory subunit 14A-like
Exons: 4
Coding region: 105-548 (147 amino acids)
Biological process (GO): regulation of phosphorylation
Cellular component (GO): cytoplasm
Molecular function (GO): protein serine/threonine phosphatase inhibitor activity
Source: RefSeq, a predicted model, not a curated record